Carassius auratus (goldfish) is the source of this 3720-nucleotide messenger RNA. Its product is annotated as terminal nucleotidyltransferase 5A-like. Gene Ontology annotation, biological process: mRNA stabilization. The record is from RefSeq and is a predicted model, not a curated record. NCBI's taxonomy places the organism in Eukaryota, Metazoa, Chordata, Actinopteri, Cypriniformes, Cyprinidae. The coding region runs from base 504 to 1673 and encodes 389 amino acids. The transcript is spliced from 3 exons. Gene Ontology annotation, molecular function: poly(A) RNA polymerase activity; RNA binding.
CUAUGCGUCCUCACUAUGUGCAACCAAGAUGACAUGAGCAGCCAACACUUUACACAGAGUAGCAGCUGAAAAUGUGAUCAUACAGAAUAAAACAACAUGUAAAGAGGCAAAGCUUUCGGCUUUUGCUUUAGCUGAGGAAAGGGACGGGGUAUUCUGCUAUUUGACAUUCGUAAUUCUGGAAAGGCGUGCCCUUUAUUGUCGGACUCGAAAACUCGUCGUAAUCAUCCAGCAAUCAUUUUGAUGAUCACGGCCACCCCCCGAGAGCCGUGUGAACCCACGUUCACCGCCCUCGCCACGAGAACUUCAGCGCUGUGCGCAAAGGCGCAGACGGGACAUCUGGAGAGCUUUUACGCACAGAGGUGAGGCGCAGCGGCAGCGCCCUGCAUUCAACACGAAUGAUAGACGUGCAUAUAAACUCUCUGAAUUAUUGUAACAUUUAUUCCUUUCAUCCGUUCAUGUGAUACGGCCAAAUUGUAAGACAAACAAAUCUGUAAACACUCGCAAUGGAAGAGAAUCUAAGUAAUUUGAGCGUGCUGAACUGGGAGCAGGUAAAGCGUCUGGAUGUCAUCCUCACCGAAUCCAUCCCCAUUCACGGCAAAUGGAACUUUCCCACUUUGGAGAUGAAACCCAGGGAUAUCGUCAAAGUCGUGCGGUGUCGCAUGGAAGAGCGCAAGAUUCACGUCCGGGAGGUCCGGCUGAACGGCUCCGCGGCCAGUCACGUUCUCCACGAGGACAGCGGUUUGGGCUACAAGGACUUGGACCUCAUAUUUUGCGCGGAUCUGAAAGGCGAAGUGGAGUUUCAGACCGUCAAGGAUAUCGUUCUCGACUCCCUCCUGGAUUUCCUGCCUGAAGCUGUGAAUAAAGAGAAAAUCACGCCAGUUACAUUAAAGGAGGCUUACGUGCAGAAGAUGGUGAAAGUGUGUAAUGAUUCAGACCGCUGGAGUCUAAUCUCCCUCUCCAACAACAGCGGGAAGAACGUCGAACUGAAGUUUGUGGAUUCCCUGCGGCGCCAGUUUGAGUUCAGCGUUGACUCUUUUCAAAUCCGUCUGGACUCCCUCCUCCUCUUCUACAAGUGCUCUGAAAACCCCAUGUCUGAGACAUUCCACCCCUCCAUCGUGGGAGAGAGCGUUUACGGAGACUUCAAUGUAGCCUUGGACCACCUGCAACAGAAACUGAUCUGCACGCGAAAUCCAGAAGAGAUUCGAGGUGGCGGCUUGCUGAAGUACUGCCACCUGUUGGUGCGAGGUUUCCGUGCGGCUUCGGAAGCCGAGAUGAAGCUUCUCGAACGCUACAUGUGUUCCCGGUUCUUCAUCGACUUCUCAGAUGUGGCGGAACAAAGGCGCAAGCUAGAGUCAUAUCUGCAGAAUCACUUUGUGGGAUUAGAGGACCGGAAGUACGAGUACUUGACCACCCUGUAUAGUGUCGUCAAUGAAAGUACAGUAUGCUUGAUGGGACACGAACGGCGACAGAUUCUGAGCCUCAUCACCAUGUUGGCGAUACGUGUUCUGGCGGAGCAGAAUGUAAUUCCCAAUGUGGCUAACGUCACUUGCUAUUACCAGCCUGCACCUUACAUUGCAGAUGGCAACUUUAGCAAUUACUACAUUGCUCAGGUGCAGCCAGUGUAUGCCUGCCAGCCCGCCCACACAUUCUCAUCGUGGUUGCCCUGCAACUGACCAAUUGUUAACUCACAUUUGGUCCGACAUGUCUAAUUAGAGCACUCUCCCAAUGAGACCAGUUGACAAGUCUGUAUUUGUGUGCUCUACAAUGUGAGAAAAACCUUUCCGAACUGGCUGCUGCCAGCUCACUGCAAGGAGAAGCUACAAGCGUGCCAGAUGAAGAAAGAGGAAGGGGAGAGUGAGGUAACUUGGAUUCGUUCCCAUCGGGCAGCACAUUCUACCUAGGCUUUCCAUGGCUAUGUGCCAGGCCUACAGAAGCACAACACUGGCUGAGAGGAAACACAAUGGAAACUCUAUGAGAGCAAUACAGACACAAAAGGGACUAUCUUUGUGUUUGUGUACAUAUGUGUGUUAGACAUACUUGAAGAAUCAAAGAUGUCCUGCAUAUUGUGUUGAAAGGGCAGAUAGAUUAGCAAGAGAACUUUUUUGAUGCCCACUACUCAUGCUAUCAGACUGAAAUCAAUGGACAAUUUUCUCAAGCCAAGGAUAUUCUCAUAGAUUCCAGAUACCCAAAAAACAGAUUAUCAUUUAAGUGCCUUAAACUGGUUUUAAUUUUAUUAUUUUUUUCCAAAGUAUGUUGGUCAAGACAUCUUUUUGGAGUCACAUAUGAAUUAAGGUAGUGUACAAUAGAUGAGUUUUAAAGGUCACUUCCGACGGAUAGUUUCAAGACCUAUUUCUUGUAAUGUAUUCGUUUAGGGGCCUAUAUGAAAGUGUUGCAUAAGAUGCUUUUUACAUCCGAGGCACUUGCAAGAUUGGUAUACCUGUGUGUAAGACUGUACAUAUGAGUUUUUCGCAGCUUCUUGUCUCAUCUAAACUGACCUCAAUGUACUGUUGGCUCAGUGCUGGCUUAGCUCAGAUUAAAAUGUCCAGGGCAAUGCCAUUACAUCUAAGGCAGGGAAGUAAAACAGGUCGAGGCCGAACAGGAAGAGAACUAAUGAAAGUUGUUGUUGUUAUAUCCAGGUUACCUGGCGUCUUUCUGAAGGCCUAAUUAUCACACAGCCACCAAAUCCAGAGAUUAUACCUUUGACACAUCUGACCUGCAUAUCCUGGGGGAUUAAGACCAGCAUAGACAUAGCAGUGAGAGGCAGAAGCUUGUUUAAGGGAAGCAGAACAUAUACCAAAGAUAUUCUUGAUAUUCCUCAAGAUUGUGAAUCAACAAUACUUGACGUAAAAGCAUCUACAUGCUGUUGGAACUCAAUGCAACACAAUCCCCCAGUUGAAUGAUUCCAUAGAAUCUGAAUCUGAAUGCUCUGACAUAUGUUAAGGCCCUGUCCCCAAUGUUACCAGUUCCACACUUUGGUGAUGCAAUACUGCAUAGACUGUCGAGUGGUGGUCCAAAGGUGCAGACAGGGCAAAAGAAGGGUAUAAGGGGCACUCGGGAGCACCUUUCAGAAACAACAAUGGGAGACCCUGUCCCAAAGGAUACCCUAAGCCCUGGCUGUCCUCAGUUGGUUCUACACUCUGGUGAUGCAAUGCUGCAUAUACUGUCUGGUAGUAGUAUAAAGGUGCAUACUGAUCAAAGGGGUGGGGGCAUUCUAUGCUCACAUUCAUAUGAAGGUUGCCACAGAUCUACAGAACAGCAAGUUGGGACAGGGCUUGAGAAUGUCACAUGUACUUAGGGAUAAAUUCUCCCUAACUGAUCAUACAAAGAUGGACACGUUCCUCCCAUACGCAUACUCGCAUAUAAUCAUAUCUCUUAUUUUUCUACUGAUUCUGCUAUUUUUGUACAUUUUGAUGUUUGUGCUAAGGUCUUGGUUAGGACCUUACUCUAAUGCUGUGAAAAGUACUGUUGUGUUUUAUGAGUCCAAAGACCCGACUGAGCAUUAGUGCAGCAAAUUCUCAACAAACGUUGGUGUAAAUUUUCAUUUCGAGUCAUUGCAUUUGGGUGCCCACACAAGUGUGAAUGUCUCAGUCUAUGUGUGUUUUAUCUUCUAAAUUAAACUUGUAUGUGAAUUCAGAUGUGAUAUUCUGAGCUCACUACUGUCAAUAUGUGUCAUGUAUUUUCCAACAUGAAUGACUCAUUAAAUGGUGAUUUUAAAAGUUA